AUGACUGGAAGCCUCAUAUUCCGAUGUAUUAUAAGUAGUUUAACUCCAAAGUUUCCAUCGAAAACUAAUUUAUUAAGAAGCAGUAGAUUGACUACUGGUAUUUUAAACGGUUCUUGUAACUAUUGUACGAAAGUUAAAUCUAAGGCUGUAGAGAAAAAACAUUGCAAUGUAGGUACUAUAGGCCAUGUCGAUCACGGUAAAACGACACUAACAGCUGCUAUAACCAAAGUUUUAUCUAAAGACGGUUUCGCGAAAUAUGUUUCUUACGACGAAAUUGAUAGGGCCCCGGAAGAAAAGGCACGGGGAAUUACCAUAAAUGCCGCUCACGUAGGCUACAGUACGAAAAACAGACACUACGCUCAUACAGAUUGCCCCGGACAUGCAGAUUAUAUUAGAAAUAUGAUAUCGGGAGCUUCUCAAAUGGAUGCAGCAAUUGUUGUAGUCGCAGCUAACGAUGGGCCGAUGCCACAAACAAAAGAACAUUUGUUGCUGGCAAAACAAGUUGGAAUCAAAUAUGUUUUGGUGUACAUCAAUAAAGUUGAUAUCGUAGAUAAUGAAUUAGUCGAAUUAGUGGAGAUUGAGAUGCGAGAAAUGUUGACAGAUUAUGGCUUCGAAGGUUUAACAGCACCUAUCAUUCAUGGUUCAGCACUCGCUGCUUUAAAAGAUGAUCAAACUGAAAUAGGGGUCCCAUCUAUAAUGAAACUCUUGGACACUAUGGAUAACUACAUUCCACCGAUCAUAAGAGAUCUAGAAUCACCAUUUCUUCUGCCCAUAGACAAUGCUUUCACAGUACCAGGGAGAGGAACAGUUGUCGUUGGAACAAUAAAAAGAGGUGUUAUGAAGAAAAAUGAUGAAGCAGAGCUCAUGGGGUUUGGUUAUAAUAUUAAGACUACGCUGUCUGAUAUACAGAUAUUUAGAAAAAGUGUGCCCGAGGCACUGGCCGGUGACAACGUGGGCGUGUUACUCCGCGGCAUGAAACUCAGGAACGUAGAGACCGGCAUGAUAGUGAGUGCGGCCAAGAGUUUGAGUCUUAGUAAUCAUUAUAAGGGGAAGGUUUACUUCCUGAGUCACUCUGAAGGAGGGAGGAAGAAACCGGUCUUCUCAAAAUACACGCAACAAAUGUUCAGCGGGACGUGGAAUAUUGCUUGCAGGAUAGAUUUAGAGCCGUCAAUGGAGAUGUUGAUGCCUGGUGACCACGCGGACGUGUUGCUGACCUUAUUAGAGGGCAUGGUCAUGGUCAAAGGUCAACAGUUCACUAUCAGAGAGAACAACGUGACCGUCGCCACGGGCAUCAUAACGGACACGAUGCAAUCUGUAAACGUGCCUGAUAGAAAACUAGGAAAGGUCGUUAUUAAUACUAAAUAG
Molecule: messenger RNA, 1365 nt
Organism: Danaus chrysippus (African queen)
Lineage: Eukaryota; Metazoa; Arthropoda; Insecta; Lepidoptera; Nymphalidae
Source: the annotation of a GenBank genome assembly